AUGUCUCGUCCAGGUCCUACUUACGUGAACCCUAACAAAUUGUUCGAGGAUGACGAUGUUGACGAUGACACAUUCGUUAACAGUUUUAGAUCAAGAAUUCCACCUCCACAACAAAGUAGACCAGCACCUUCUGCAUACGGAAGUCAAAUUUCAGCUUUAGAACAACAAAGACAAGCUAUGUUACAAAGACAAAGAGAAAUCGAACAACGAACCUUGGAUUCAUCCUCGCGCAGCAUAGGCCUGUUGCGCGAGUCCGAACAAAUUGGAAUCGCUACCGCUGAAGAACUCAGUCGCCAGCGAGAGCAACUACAAAAUACGAACAGCCGUCUCGACGAAAUUAAUACAAAUUUAAACCACAGUCAAAAGCAUCUAAAUGGUAUUAAAUCAGUUUUCCACAGUUUCAGGAAUUACUUAUCUGGUAAACCGGAUCAAACACCUAGGCCUUCCCCUAGCACUAGGAAUGCAGGACCUAGCAGCAAACUGAAUGAUACAAUAGAUAAUCUGACGACACAAGCCACUGGUGAUGACCACUUCCGAUCACAUCCGGCUACAAGGUUGCGUGAAUUAGAUGGCAGUGCUCAGAUGAAUGCGCCUAUAAGUGACAGCCAGCGUUUCAACCAGGUUCUAGAUGCUAACCUAGAUGAAAUGGUACACACCAUAUCCAGACUUAAAGGCCUUGGAAUUGCUCUUGGUGAAGAAAUUGAACAGCAAAACGACCUCAUAGACACAAUCCAAGAUAAAGUUGAAGAUGCUGAUAUUAAGAUGAGCAAGCAAAACAAACUGAUGAAUAAAAUACUUGGUAAAUAA
Molecule: messenger RNA, 807 nt
Organism: Spodoptera littoralis (African cotton leafworm)
Lineage: Eukaryota; Metazoa; Arthropoda; Insecta; Lepidoptera; Noctuidae
Source: the annotation of a GenBank genome assembly